Messenger RNA from Striga hermonthica, 1103 nucleotides. NCBI's taxonomy places the organism in Eukaryota, Viridiplantae, Streptophyta, Magnoliopsida, Lamiales, Orobanchaceae. The record is from the annotation of a GenBank genome assembly.
CUUGGAUCACACCAGUGAAUGGCACUCCUUUUUUUAAGCUGAAGGAAAAAGUUAAAUUCACCAAGAUUGCCUUACUUAUCUGGAGUUCUUCUUUCCAGUCACAGCAUCAGAGGCUUAUGGCUGAGCUCACCCACAAGCUGGAGACUAUCAAUGCAGAUAAAACUGAAGAUAAUUGGGAUGAAUGGAUCAAAACUCGAAGGGAGCUGAAUAAGGUGCAUUCUCAAGAAGAAGUGUCAUUGGAAGAUUUUGGAGGAGAUGGUAUUGAUUACAGUUCCGCUUUCAAUACAACUACAUUUUUUGUUAGUGAUGAGGCUGCGAUUGAUGAUGCAAAAAGUACGGCACUUCUGAAUGGUUUCAAUUUGACUAUUUCGAAACACACAAAAGGAAGAAGGUUGAAAAUCUUGAAGUGCAAUCGAGGCGAACGUUAUAGACGCAAGAAGAAGGUAGAUGUUGCUUCUAGAAAAUCGAAAACCAACAAGUGCCAGUGCCCUUUUGAGAUAAGAGUAAAGCGGGUGCCCGGAACGCAAUUCUGGAUGAUCCACAAGUGUCUAAACGAAGAGAAGGGCUUCCACAAUCAUUCAUUUGCUGUGUAUCCCGAGGGCCAUCGACAGUCGAGCGGCAUCAGCCAGUCAUCAAAGAAGAUUAUUUGUGAUAUGUCUGCUGCGCAUGUGACACCAGCAAAUAUUUUGGCUGUUGUCCAGGAAAAAAAUCCAGGAGAUCACGCGACUGUGCGACAGAUAUAUAACUAUAGAGACAUGUUGCAGAAGGAGUGUUUUGAGGGUAGAGACGUUACUACCCAGCUUCUACAUUUGGCUAGGAGCAGCAGCUAUAUAGUUUAUACAGAUUUCCAUCCGGACACAAAUGCCUUGACACACAUAUUCAUGGCCCAUCCUGAUUCAGUCAGACUAUUCCAGACAUAUCAUUUGUAUGUCGGCAUAGAUUCCACCUACAAAACCAACAGGUACAAGAUGCCUUUGGUCGAGAUGAUUGGCAUGACUCCGUGCAACAAUAACUUCUUGAUUGCGUACGCACUCGUGAAGGACGAGAAAGAGGUCAGUUAUGACUGGGUUCUCCAUAAGCUGAGACUUCUGAUAGGCUCUGAG